CAGCGCGCGCGAAGUUCACCGGUACGAAUUUCCACUAUUAGAAACUUGAUUGGUGUGUGCUUUGGCAGGAAAACUGCAGGAAAAUAGCGCGGUUUCAAUCGCUCGACGUUUUCGCGUUUUAUUCGAUUCUGGAAUUUAUUGAAUUCGACUUUUUUUUCCUUCUUUUUUUCAAGUGAAAGGUGGUGUAAUCUGGAGUUGGGGCAAUAAAGAAGAUUUCAACAACAUGGUAAACGGGAGACAACGCGAGGCAUCCCAUCGGCUUAAGUUGUGUUAAAAUGACAGGAUUAUUAGUGUUUGUGUGAAUGAUUAUACAAUGGAUAUAAUUUGAAAAAAUGGUGAUGUGCAAUUUGAGAAUGUUCAAGCAUUCUCGAAUCUUCAAUGUGUAUUCGGUAUUUUUUAUUUUGGGUACGAUCGUGUUGUGUGCAGCGGGAAAUCGCGAGUUUGAUUCAGGUGAUUCUGAUCGAUCAGCUUUCAUCUUCCGCCACCGGAGGAGCUACGAACGCCACAAGACAAAAGAGGCUCUAAUGAAAACUAAUGGCGUUAAGACAUCGAAUGGAAAAUCGAGCACCGUUUUCAUCACGGAAAAUUGCACCGUCGUCGUGGCUCAAAUCGGGGGUACAGCCACUUUGCCCUGCGUUGUAAGGAAGAUUGGCAGCGGUGUGGUAUCUUGGUUGCGAAAACAAGAUUACCAUUUGCUCACAGUGGGAUUGGCCCCUUACAAUUCCGACGAUCGGUAUAUGGUAGAACACGUUCGACAUUUACAAAACUGGGGGUUGCUAAUUAAAAAAGUCACCCCAUCGGAUGCUGGACUGUACGAAUGCCAGAUAUCAACCCAUCCACCUUCGAGUAUUAUCGUCGAACUUCGAGUAACGAAAGCGAUAGCGGAGAUUCAAGGCGCUCCAGAUCUUUACGUCCAUUCGGGUUCCAGACUUCGGAUACUUUGCAUCCUGAAAGACUCCACCGAACCUCCGGAGUACGUUUUUUGGUACCACGAACAGAGAAUGAUCAACUACGAUCCGGGAGUUUUCGUCAAAGAUGGUCGAGCCUCCAGCGUUAUCCAAGUGGAAGAGGCCGAUAAAAGCCACAAUGGAAAUUACACCUGCAGCCCCUCUAACGCUGCUCCUGCUUCCAUCAACGUGCACGUGCUCAAUGCAACAGCAGAAGAAAAACCAGCAGCGAUGCAACACGCCAAUUCUUCUAGUUCGACAAAGUUUUGUUAUGUCAAGUAUGGAACUUUGUUUGUUGUACUUAUACCGUUUAUACAGAAAACGUGA
Phyllotreta striolata is the source of this 1274-nucleotide messenger RNA. Lineage: Eukaryota; Metazoa; Arthropoda; Insecta; Coleoptera; Chrysomelidae. The record is from the annotation of a GenBank genome assembly.